Messenger RNA from Cuscuta epithymum, 1842 nucleotides. NCBI's taxonomy places the organism in Eukaryota, Viridiplantae, Streptophyta, Magnoliopsida, Solanales, Convolvulaceae. The record is from the annotation of a GenBank genome assembly.
CCAGAUACAAAUCGGGCUCAAACCAAACUCGCUAGUCGCUACCACCCACGUACAUUAGAAAUGUCAUCCCUGGUUAAACAUUGGGUUGCACGAUUUCCAGAUCGUGUACAAUGGUGAACAAAAAAAAUAUGCUUCAUUACGCACAACAUGUCUAAUGUCUCCAAUAACCAUAUCCAAAUAUAAGCUCCCUUAGGGGGUGUUUGGAACUGAUUCUGCUUCUGCUUCUUUUUUAAAGAAGAAGCAGAAUCAGAAUCAGUUUUCAGAAGCUGGUACCCCACAGCUUCUAAAAAAACUGAUUCUGGGAGUAAUUUAGAGCAUCAGAAGUGCUUCUGGAAUUUUACCCAAACACUCCAGCUUCUGCUUCUGCUCCCUAAAAGAGCAGAAUCAGUUUUGAGAAUCAGAUCCAAACACCCCCUUAGUCAUCUUCUAAUAACCUUGAUGUAAUCACCUACGUAUAUGACCCGCUCCUGACCUUGCAUUUGAUCCCAUGAUGCCGCUUCUAGCACUCUAAUAGCUUCCGUGAUACUAGGUGACCAAUUGGCUGUGCUAGAAUUCCAUCCUCCCUUGAUGAAGUCACGAAGCUACCCUCAAAAUCCUGUGCAACUCCAUCGGUAGAAGGAAACCAUUCAUAGCAUAAGAGGGCAUUACAUGCAUGCAUAAUCGUUUUCAAUAGGACUUCUCUUCCCACUUUAGAUAUAAAAAAAUAAUUCCAGCUAGUUUUUUUUUUAGAAAUCUCUCUCAAUAAACCCGAUUAAUUGUUACAUUUCUCUUCCUUCGGGACCCCCAAUAGCUCACUAAACUUGUUUUUCUCUCCAUUAGAAACAUUGAGAAUAAAAAAAAUAGAAGAUUUUUGAAAAUUUAUUUUUUGUCCCGGCUAGGAUUGAAGUACACCUCAGACCGUGCCCCAUUCCUUUCCCUUUGCCCUAAAAAAAUGUGGUAAUUACCCGAACCAGCAACUUUUAACCCUCCUAUUUCAUUUAUGUCGACGCGCAGAUUUCUUUUCAUCUCCUAACUUUUAUAUAUUCACUUUUGGGAUUUUUAUUUCAAAAGUAAUCAUACCUUCACGGCUUCACCCUAAACUUCCGACGGAGGCGUGCUCGCCCAAUUAAGAAUCGGCGCCGUAAGACACAUGUGAAUUAGCGAUGCGUCGUGCUUCUGCCAUAGCAUCCUCUCUACUUUCUAUGUGUUGCCUGUAAACAGGUCGACAUCGAGGCAAUUGUUUCCAUCGGCGUCGACGACUAGCUUCUUCGGCAAAGCAGCUCUUCGAGAAGGUCAUGACUUCCAUCGAUACACAUGGACAAAAUCAACAAUCUGCUAGUUCUCUUCAUCAGAGCCUCGGAGGUAUCUCGAUUGCCAUGUCUACCGUCAUGUCAGUCACCAUGCAAUUGGGUGCAAAGGCCUCUCCCAGCAAGGCACCAUGACCAUGCGGAUGACAGCAAUUGAAAAACUGGCAGGAAUAUAUAUCUUGUCCUCUAUAGCUAUAAUUGUUGGCUGGAGCCAUAGCUACAAUGGAACGAUUACAAAACCUGGCACUUUGGACAAUGAGGUUGCUAUGUCCCCGACCAAACAACACUGCCAUCGUUCCAUGUCUUCAACCUCCCACGUUGCUGCUCCUUCCCUAAAUUCAGGGCCGCUCCUAAGAUCAACUUCUCCCUCUAUCAGUGUUGGCUUUUUUGGUCCUCAAACGUCUGUGGAAGAUAUUCGUGCUUCGAGUGCACACCAGUCGCCUUUAUCACAUGUUUUGGAUUUUGAUGUGUCGUCCUUCUAUGAUAGUGAUCUGGAUGAUGAGUACGUUGACUAUGAUGGACUUCCUCAACAAACAGGGACAUGCAUAUUGGUGCG